Lingula anatina is the source of this 2219-nucleotide messenger RNA. RefSeq names its product ribosomal protein S6 kinase-related protein. Gene Ontology annotation, biological process: protein phosphorylation. NCBI's taxonomy places the organism in Eukaryota, Metazoa, Brachiopoda, Lingulata, Lingulida, Lingulidae. Gene Ontology annotation, molecular function: ATP binding; protein serine/threonine kinase activity. The record is from RefSeq and is a predicted model, not a curated record.
AUACGAUUAUACUUACUUCUCUGAAUAACUCAAAGUUAAGCUUCCUUCCGCUAGCGCCUUUGAUUGAUAAAAUGUUUUGAUGUUAUUAAAUCAUGGUAAUGCUGCAAAAAGUGAUUGAGGAGAAGCUAAAAUGAUUCUUUAUGAUGGGCAACCGACAGGACAAGUUGAAUGGAGACGCGGAUGAUCUCCAUUUCACGCCAUUCCCUAGAGAUGCACUAAACCGUAGUUUUGAUUCAUUCAAUCGCUUGUUCCCAAGCCGUUCAUCAAUCCGGAAACGUACUCGGAUACAGUUAUCAGAUGAAUUAGCUGAUCAUAAUGAACCAAUGAAAGAUACAUGGCCUGUCCCACUAGUGGAAGCUCUGUUUCUCCCAGAAUUUCCUGUUAAAGGAGAUGUUGAUGAAAAUGAUUUCCAGAUUCUAGAUGUUUUAGGAAGGGGAGCAUUUGGAAAUGUCCUCAGAGUCCGCCUUUUUGAAGACAAGAAGAUUUAUGCCAUGAAGGUUUUGAAUAAAGGUAAAAUUAUGGUUGAUGGAGAUGUUCAGCAAACCAAAGAUGAAGUUACAAUACAAAAUAGACUUGGACAUCAUCCUUUCCUAGUCAAGGUGCAUUAUUUCUGGCAAAAUAAAAAGAAUGUAUACAUAGUGAUGGAUUUUGCAUCCCAUGGGGACUUAUUCUCCCUUUGGAAACAUAUGGGAAACCACUUUUCUGAAGAUCUCAUUAAAAUUUAUGUAGCUGAAAUAGCACUGGCUAUUGAUUUUCUAAAUAAUGCAGGUGUUAUUUACAGAGACUUAAAGAUGGAAAAUAUACUGUUAGACGAAUUAGGUCAUGCCAAAGUUACAGACUUUGGACUGGCUAAAUGGCUGCAGAGAGGCCAGAGAACCAGAACAAUAUGUGGGACUUUGCAAUAUAUGGCCCCUGAGGUGCUACGGAUGCGACCCUAUACCCAUGCUGCAGACUGGUGGACACUUGGCAUUAUGAUGUAUGCUAUGCUGGAUGGCAAUUUUCCAGUAUCUGGUGCUGAAGACCAUAAGGAAAUGUCAGCAUUGUUGAUGAAGUGGGGGCACACUUUUCCAGAUAAUUUCAGUAUUGAUGCCAAAAAUGUACUAAGAGGGCUCCUGUCAAUGGACCAAGAUGUCAGAACUCAAAACUGUGAUACUUUACAAAAAGAGCCGUUUUUCAAAGGCAUGGAGUUUGAGCAAGUUUAUGAUAAGCAGUUUGUUCCAAGUAAUCAUAUCCCAGACUGGAAAGAAUAUGAAAAUAUUGUGAACCCUCCUCUUCCUCCCAUUGAAGAAGUAGAGUUUCCCAACUUUGAGUGGAACAGUGAAAUUCAAGAAGCGGAACCCACAUUCUUGUGAAAAUUUCAGUGUAUGUUAUUCACAACCAGAGACUGUGCUCUAUAUACAAAUAGUAACAGCUUUCUUUCUGGUUCAUUCAUUUGAUCCAGCUUCAUUGAUAUUGAUUGAACAGUGGUCAGGGGUAUUAAACAGGGAUGUGAUUAUGAGGACAUUUCUGGACUUCUGUUGUUUUUUUUUUACCCAGUCACAUUAACAUUCAUUCAUAUUCAUUUUUAUUCAUUAGGCCAGGAGAAGAGUUAAAACUAUGCAACAGUAUAUUUAAAAUGAAUCAGUUGAAAAAAAUGUUGGCUAGCAGACAUGAAAAAAAUACUGACAUAAGUCAAAGGUGGGGAAGUUCUAAAUGUUGCAUUUUAACGCUACUAGAUUAACCUACAUGAGUUGACUUCCUGCACUGUAGCCACCAUUGAAUGUUACUCAGAAAUGGCAGUGCUGGAUACAUGUGAAAUGUAUCAUACUUAGUAUAUAGUAGCAAGACAAGAGUAAGGAGUAUGUUCUCUUCCAAUUAUAAAUACACUCAAUCAUGUAGAUUUUUCUUAUAAAUUGAUGAAAAGAUUUCAUUUUAAAACUAUUUUAAAGUUAGUUUUAUUUAUUCUUUAAAAUUAAAUUUUGUAAUUUUUUAUGUGGACUGUACAUUGCAUGUACUGGUAUCAUAUAACUUGUUUAUUUACACAGUAAAUGAGUAUUUUAAUUGAUAUCAUUUACUAUUUUAUGUUUAAUGCAUCUUAUUAAACUUUUACACAUGUAUCAAUAAAGCCAUUCAAUUCAGCAAUCCAAGUGAAAAGAGUAUUAGACAUAAACUCUGACAUCAGCAAUUUACUAGUUUCUGGUGUUUUUAAGAGAAGUUUUUUUUUUUUUUUUUUUUUUUUU